This is a messenger RNA of Bombina bombina (fire-bellied toad), 5632 nucleotides long. RefSeq names its product stereocilin (gene STRC). Gene Ontology annotation, biological process: cell-matrix adhesion. The transcript has 28 exons. Bases 1 to 5565 code for a protein of 1854 amino acids. Gene Ontology annotation, cellular component: cell surface; kinocilium; stereocilium tip. Lineage: Eukaryota; Metazoa; Chordata; Amphibia; Anura; Bombinatoridae. The record is from RefSeq and is a predicted model, not a curated record.
AUGCAGAUUGAUUCAAGAGGAGAAGGUGACAGUCAUGAAAGCAUAAAAAACAAACUUGAAAAGAUUAUUGCCAUUUGGAAAACAAAACUUGAGUCCGCUCACCCUAUUUCAGCUAAUGUUAGGACUGUCCUGAAGCAGGAGGAUAACUUACAUGCUACAAUGGAUAACAUACUGGCCAGUUUAGAGUCAGUUUUGCUCAGAGCUGAGACUUUUCCACCAUUUCUUGGAGUUCAUAAAAAUAGGAUAAAGCAAAACCGUCUAUCUGAAUUCAUGUACAACAUCUCCAUGUAUGUGCAGAAUCAAGGAACCAAAGAUCAGGAGGAAAAUUCUUGGGAAAAGUUACUUUAUCGUUUUAUUCAUGAUCCAACAGAGAAAUCUCCCAGACUGCCAAUACUCAGUCUGCAGGACUUUCUUGUCUCUCUCAGAGGAAGUCAAAACUUGAAUGUUCUCCUGGGUUUAUUGGAGAGCAUUCUUAAGGCAUUCAGCAACAGUCACACUGCACUCAGCCUUCUUGGUCAGAAUUGGGAGAUGCUAAGUGGAUUAAUUGACACCCUCUUCCAAGCUUUGCUCAGUGGAACCUUGACCCAAACUAGUACGGUGUUUCAAGGGCUUUUAUGCGUCUUGAUGGGACAGACUAACUGUGGCUUUAGUCCUGACCAUCUACAACAUAUGAUGUUGCCAUUUGACAAAAAUUGGAAGCCAGUUAUCAAUGUGCAAUCUGGAAGUGCUGUUUCACCACAUGGGAAAUAUAGACCAUUUAGUGUUCUCCCUGGAUCUUUCAAAGAAAAAAAAUUAAACUCUAGCUCAAAUGAGACAGAGAUGCAAAACGUCUUCCAGAUAUUUUAUCGUUCCAAAGAAAAAGAGAAAGGAAUAAUUGAUGACGUAAGCUCAAAUGAAGAUCUGUGGCAGAUCCUAGACAGCUUGCAUCAUACUCUUUUAAAAAGAAUGGAAAGGUCUGCGUAUGAUAACCUAAACAAGAAGGUAUUCCGUAUGACAGGUUCUCUGAUGAACAGGGUGUCUGCUGUGAUUGGUGUUCCUCAGUCUGAUCAGAAUGGCAAGUGCUCUGCAGGCACCUUGCAGCAGCUUCUUUUGUGGGGGAUAAAGCACAAUAUUACUUGGAACAUUCAUGCUUUUGGCUUUGCAUCCACAAGUUUUCCUUCAGCUCCCCCUAUCCUGACUUGUGGCAAACCUGUAGAUAUACAGGGGCAAGCAGAAGAUAAAAUUCACAACAUCACAAAAAGGUCCAAGGCUGAAGUUUCAGAGGAACUGCAGCCUUAUUCUGAAGUCCUUGAAGCAGUAUGCAAUGAGACCAUCCCACAAUUACCAGGUGUUUCCAAUUUUACAGUCUUUCUGUACUGCAAUAUGCAAAAUUCCACUGGUUAUUCUGUUGAGUCAACAUAUGACCUUCGGGCUGCCUGCUUAGAUGCAGCCUGGUAUCUGCUCUCCAUGGAAGAAGAUUCCUUUUGGCUGUGGGUCUGCAGGGAAUAUUUUCCUGUGGAAUUUAAUAUCACAGUAUGUAAAAACACAAUUCCAAGGCAUAGUCAUAACACCUCAUUAAUGCAUGAACUAUGCACAAAUCUUCCCAAUAUAUCUGAUGGUGUUAGGGAGCUAAGAAAUAAUAUUAAAUGCUCAAAUGCUGGGCAGGGAAUUGCCAUGAACGCAAAAAUUUUAAAGAACUGUCUUUUGGAAAACAAAACAGUUUGGGCUAAUAAAAUAUGUAAUAACGGAACAUUUUUAAACAUGCCAGAAGAUACUAGGGUCUGGGUUUCUAAGCUGUGCAAUCAACAAGAGUUAAAAACAAUUGCAGUAAAUUCAUCUGCUCUUAGGAGCUCUGCCGUGUGUGACUACAAGUCGUGGGACCCAAGAGCAUUCAAAAAUGUUACACUGGUUGAACAGUGUAAAGGAGUAAACAUAACUGAAUUUAAAGAUCAUGUGUGUCGAAACAGUACAUUGUAUGAUUUUAUGAUGUCUGUUCAUCCAUGGAUUAUUGACUACUGUAGAGACAUGUGGACAAAUUCUUCAACAGAAGGAAGAUGUUUUCUUCAGAAACUAAUAGAUAUGCUACCAUUUGCCUCAAAAGUUGAUUCGUCUCAACUUUGCAAAAGUCCAAUAUCUUAUAUUAUUGGGCUAAUCUCUCAGAUUUCUCAGUGUGAAAACAAUUCCACUAGUUGGGCUCUGAAUGUACAUUACCUCCUGAAGAUGGUGGAUUUUAUUUUUACCCUUUCUGACACUGAUCAGAUAAGUAAGGAGACAAGGGAUAGACUAAAAGAUGCAAUUCUUCUUUCAAGCCUCCUGGAUAAUAGCUCAUUUUGGACUUCCUUUAAAAUUAAUUCUUCAGUGAGCAUCCUUCAGACUGUGGAAUGGUACCUUACGCAAGAGAACAGUGACUCUGAUAAGGAGGAUCUCCUAAGCUGCUUCAGUCCUGUGCUUUGGGAACUCAUCCAGAAUGAAGAGAAUGCAACUGCUUUUGAAAUUCUUCUACAGGAAUAUCUGCAGAUGCCAAGAGACGGUUUCCAGAAGGUACUAAUGUCAGCAGAAAAUCAUGCAAUGGAACGUUUUCUUUCAUUGAUGCAUCGUUCAUGGCCUCGAAUAAAGAUAUAUCAACACGAUGAGAAAGGAUUGGAAACAUUGACCUCAAUGGUUAUGCAGAAAAUCCCCCUCUUAACUCCUCAGAUAUUUGUAGAUCUUUCCCAGUUUAUUCCAUUCAUGUCUGUAUCUGAUAUCAUCAGUUUCCCACUCUCUCUAUUGGCCAAUCAAAGUGUCUUAGAUGCAAUUAGAAUCUACAGCCCAGAUAUGAAGCUCACACAGAAACGUGCUUUUGCGAAGCGACUCCUACAAGCCAACAUGUUUGGGGCCAUCCCUUCCUGGCCGCCAGACUUUCUGAAGUCUGUCCAACCUCUUCUUCCCUAUUUGCCUUACUGCCAUUUUGUACAGCUCACUUCUAAUCAGAUUAAAUUGCUGGCAGAUGGCUGGAAAGAUGUGAAACUUGGGAUGGUCCAGGGACGUUAUGUGGCACAAAGCCUUAUGAACAGGAGCGGAAGUGACAUUGUGGAUGAGGUGUUGAGGCUUGGUAGUCUUGUUUGUUACUUGACUUAUGAAGAUCUACAAAGCUUUCUGCCACUUCAGGAUACACAUGGGCUGUUGGAGAAGAAGCUGCUUCAAUGCAUUACUGAUAGGAUAUUAUCCCCUCAUGGACGUCUGGCUUACUCACUAUCACAUCUGUUUAAACGGGUCCCUAUACACACUGUAGACAUUAGUGAACUCAUCCGUUGGAGAUGUCUCCUCUCAGAGUUGGGUGUUCCUUUCUUUAAAAAACUUCCUGACUCACAUGUGGAUGGUAUGCUCCCAAUGUUACAGGCUGCUGACUUGACUCCUGCCCAGGCUUUCACAUUAUUUAAAACCAUCUCUACAAAAAAGAAUGCAAGUGCCCAUAUUACGGAGCUGGUACUUUGUAAUUUUCACUCUCUGAUUCCUGCUCUGAGUCCUGAGAUCCUGCGGUCUAUCUCCGCUUCUCUUCUCUCCAAAAUUUGCCAGUGCCUGAAGCCAUCUCUUUCCCUGCUUUCACCAGCACAGAAGGCAGCUAUAAUGUACGUACUGCGGAGGUUUAUUCAUGAGAGGGACGUCUGGCCCAUGCAACUUGCUUGUCUUCUGCCAUUUACACCACUGAAGCUUCUUCAUUUGGACACACAAAUACUACUAAGGAACGUCAGCCUGUAUGGGCAACUUACCUGGACUCCGCAGCAGACCCAAUAUCUUUGGAAGAAAAUCCGAGCUGGGGCAAACCUAACAAAGAACACUAUUCUGACACUUGGCAGUCUUGCCAAUGGGAUUGAGUGUGACAUACUGCAGCAACUAAACACAAUUUCAGAUAUCAGAGAUGUGGUGAAGUAUCUCCAUGGGAUUCCUAGUGGAUUACGUAAAAGUCUUAGGAAGUGCAUUUUAGAAGAAAUGCAAAUGCAUCCUGGAUUAUCAUGGGAGGACACAUCUUGGAUUGGACCUGAAUUUAUCACAGACUUGCCAGUAAAAUUAAUUGAGAGACUUUCUAAUGAAUCAGUAAAGGUGUUUUUGGAACAUGCCCACAAAUACCCGAGAAGUUUUUUGGAACUCCAACCACAUAAGAAAUCUGCAUUUACUCAAAGGGCUCUUCAUAUCCUGCAUGUCCCAGCCCAUGAGGAGAUAUCAGUGGAAGAUCUUGAUAUGCUGGGGCCUCUGGUUGGGUUUAUCGGAGAAGAAAACAUAGCCCACAUCAAUAGAAAGCACUUGUUGCUACAUCUGGAUGUGCUGAAGACUUGCUGUCUUUCUGCAGAAUUCACAGGAAGCCUUGGGAAGAUAUUAACAGAGGAUGAUAUGUUGGGGCAUCCAAGCCAAUGGACAAAGAAAGAUAUAGAAAGCAUAGGAAGGCUGUUGUUCUUUCUGACAAGUGAAAAUGUUCAGUCAAUUCCCAAGGAAGUUUUAGGGCGGGAUACUUUGGAAUGGCUUUUGGAGAGUCAGAGAUCUUGGGAAGACAGUGACAUGGGGAGGACCUGUAGGAAGCAAUGCUCAAGUCUUCAGGAAAAUAUAAGAAGAAACAAGAUGAUCUUAGCAUCUACCGUGACGAAAAGUAGUUUUAGAGGUUUUCGAGAGCCCAUUCCUAGCUGUGCAGAUAUGAGGAUAACGUUCCCUUCAGCAUGGAGUGCUGCUCAGAUUAGUGGAAUGUCUGCAUCAGACUUUGAAGACUGUCUGGGAUUAUUUAGUCAGGAUGCUGAUCUCACAGCUGAUCAGGCGAAAGCAGCUUUAUCAAAAAUUAAGCAACUGUUUGGUCCUGUUAAGAACAUGAAUAUAGUAGAGAUACUACAGAUCGGCCAUUUGUCCUCUUACAUGAGUGACAGGGAACUGCAAGACUUGGAGAUCUCAGACUGGGGAAUUGUGUCUUUUCUGGGCAACAUAGAAAGCUGGAGCCUAAAACAGAUGAAGACGCUAGUCACUAGUAUUCUUCGAAAGCACAAGAAAACAGCAUCUGACCUAGAUCUGACUGAUAUCACAGCCCUUGGGAACCUCCUCUGUGGGCUGGGGGUAGAGGAGCUAAAGACCAUAAACAAGCAGGAGUUUAGCCAGGCAGCCGUGUUUGCAGGUUCCCUGAAACUAAAAUGCUCAGAAGCUCAGUUGGAAACUAUGGCCGAGCUCUUAACAUCCGGCUCAGCAUUUGGCACUGUUAGCAGAUGGGGGCCAGAGAUUUUUACGGAGAUUGGAACUCUUGCAGCUGGACUUCCAGAUAUUGUCUUGUCUUCUCUGAUAAGAGACCAGAUUCAAGGUUUAACCCCUGAUGCCAUCUCCCUCAUUCCUGCUCCAAAGUUUGCUGUUGUGUUCAGUCCGGCUCAGCUUUCCUUGUUCACAAGUGAUCAGGCCACAGCUGUGACCACGGAACAGUAUGAGCAGCUGAGCUACCAACAACGCCAGGCGAUCUCUAGCGCACAGUAUGAAGGAGAUAUUCUGUACCAGGACCCCAGAGGUGAAAAUAGCACUGGAUCAUUAGUUGCUUGGAAACCAGUUCUGUAUCUCACAGCAGCAAUUUUGUUCCUUAUCUAAGCAUUCUAUUUUUACCCUUAGUGUGUGAUCAUUAUGGGGCAGUUUUGUAAAAACAUUGUUUUCACUU